Messenger RNA from Boeremia exigua, 1809 nucleotides. RefSeq names its product major facilitator superfamily domain-containing protein. Lineage: Eukaryota; Fungi; Ascomycota; Dothideomycetes; Pleosporales; Didymellaceae. Gene Ontology annotation, cellular component: membrane. The transcript has 4 exons. Bases 68 to 1588 code for a protein of 506 amino acids. Gene Ontology annotation, molecular function: transmembrane transporter activity. Gene Ontology annotation, biological process: transmembrane transport. The record is from RefSeq and is a predicted model, not a curated record.
GAAAGCACGGCGCGCCCGUUUCGACCUGCCUCAGUCCAGGCGCUGAUCGCUCGACUCCUUCAUCACCAUGGCCGACCUCAACGAGAAGAAUACUGCCAGUCUGCACGAGGACCUCAAGAGCGACAACACCCACACCGUCGCCGGCCACGGCCACACCGCGACCGACAUCUACGGCAACCCGCUGCUCACAUUCGACCCCAAGGCCGAGGCGCGGCUGCGCUGGAAGAUCGACCUGUACAUCAUCCCGACGGUCGCGCUGCUGUACUUGUUCUGCUUCAUUGAUCGCGCGAAUAUCGGCAAUGCGCGGCUGGCAGGUCUGGAAAAGGAUCUCGGGCUGAAGAACUAUGAUUACAACCAGGUGUUGUCGAUCUUCUACAUCAGCUAUAUUAUCUUCGAGAUUCCGAGUAACAUCUGCUGCAAGUGGAUGGGCCCGGGAUGGUUCAUCCCCCUUAUCUCGCUAUGCUUCGGCAUUGCGUCUAUCGGGACUGCGUUCGUAACGAACAUCCACAGCAUCUGCGGAGUGCGAUUUGUUCUUGGCAUCUUCGAGGCUGGCAUGCUGCCGGGAAUCGCUUAUUACAUGUCUAGAUGGUAUAGACGGUCUGAAUUGGCGUUCCGUCUUUCGCUUUACAUCGUCAUGGCACCGCUCGCGGGCGCAUUCGGUGGUUUGCUCGCAUCCGCCAUCUUGACCCUGGACUCGUUCGGCUCCCUGACCCGCUGGAGGAUGAUCUUCGCAAUCGAGGGCAUCGUAACCUGCCUCCUCGCGCUCAUCUCCUUCUUCACCCUCACCGACCGCCCCGAGACCGCCAAGUGGCUGACCCAGGAGGAAAAGGACCUCGCCAUCGCCCGCGUCAAGUCCGAGCGCGUCGGCCAGAACGAAGUCCUCGACAAACUCGACCGCAAGAAGACCUUCCGCGGCAUCUUCAACCCCGUCGUGCUCGCCACCUCCUUCAUCUUCCUGCUCGACAACAUCACCGUGCAGGGCCUGGCCUUCUUCGCGCCCACCAUCGUGCGCACAAUCUACCCGCGCCACACCGUCGUGCAGCAGCAACUGCGCACCGUGCCGCCCUACAUCGUCGGCGCCUUCUUCACCGUGCUGUUCCCCUUCCUCAGCUGGCGCUUCGACCGCCGCACCAUCUUCAUGGUCGCCGGCGCCCCGCUCAUGAUGGUCGGCUACAUCAUGUUCCUGGCCAGCGGCGAGGCGCAGGUGCGCUACGGCGCCACCUUCAUCAUCGCGUCCGGCGCGUUCUCGUUCGGCGCGCUGUGCAACGCGCAGGGCUCCGCUAACGUCGUCACCGACACCGCGCGCGCGUCCGCCAUCGGCACGAUUGUCAUGUUCGGCAACAUCGGCGGCUUGAUCAGCACCUGGAGCUUCCUGCCCACCGACGCGCCCAACUAUCGCAUCGGCAACGGCCUGAAUCUGGCUACCAGCAGCACGAUUCUUAUCCUCGGUAUCGUGCUGUUGCUGUGGAUGAAGCGCAGCAACAGCAAUCGCGAGCAGGUCGAUGUGGACGCGGAGCUGGCGGGCAAGUCGGCAGGCGAGAUUGAGGACUUGGACUGGCGGCAUCCGUCGUUCCGGUGGAGGCCUUGAGUGGGCUGGCACGGGAGAGGGUCUGAAGGGAAAAGUGUAUGUGAGACGUUUUUCGAGUAAUGUUAGCGUUGUGUGGACGAAGAAUGGAUACGAGUUAUGAUAUCAAACACCUUCUCACGUUGCAGAAUCAACGGCGAUCUGAGAAAAUGAGCCAAGUACACCACACGCCAGUAACGUAGGGAAAACACUCAAAAACUCUAUAUAGUACUUUUUAACCUACA